ACGUUUUAUUUCAUUUUAUUUCCAGCAUUGCCCUCUUACGUGCUGGUUUUCCCAGUGAUGUUGGUGAAUAACGUCCUCUAGUGGGCAUUAAGGAACAACUAGUUCAAAUGCAAGUUUGGUUACUUCAUACUCAUACACAGCUUCACAUGGUUAGUGUUGUAUCUUUAAAUGGCAAGAGUUAAUGUCCAGUCAUUUCAUUUGGCUAAUCCUUGAUCAUUCCUGUAUUGUACUUAUUGUAUAUAACCUACGCUGUAAUUUUUUGUAAACAAAUUAACGCCGAUUCGGAAACUAGUUCGAAAUAACAGUAUUCAAUAAAAUUUGUUGUUAAUGCUAAAAUAGCCUAUUGCUACCGUUGAAAAACCUCCGAAUUUGUUAAUGAAGCUGAAAUAAUAGUAAUUUUUCCAGAGUUACAGUCCUCAAACUUGAAGAACUCCUCACCGGAAAAUGAAUCACUGGGUCAGAAAGUUAUUUCCUAUUUCAGAAAUGUUGAGAAACACUAAUGAAAUGAAGGGAGAGAGAACGGAGGGAGAACUCAUUAUCUCCAGAACUCGAGCGAGAGGACGGGUUGUUCUUUAUUUGAGGCUGAAGGAUUAUUGAAGCGUUCUCAUUAUUUAAUGCCACGACAAGACUUCAGAAAGCUCUGUAUGGAUUAGGGACCGAAUCUGUUCUCUCAGAAUGGGAUUUACAUUUAUUCUGAUCCUCUUUGGAUUGUGCAUUAACACUGAAGUUGUGAAAUGCACCUCUGUGUGUUCAGUUAAUGGCUAUGCAGCCUUCUGCAUAUCUAGAGGUCUUCAUCAGGUGCCAGAGCUUCCCACGUACAUCAAUUAUGUGGAUCUGAAUUUUAACAGCAUUGCUGAACUCAACGAAACAUCCUUUUCUCGUCUUGAAGGUCUACAAGUCCUUAAACUGGAGCAACAAACAACAGGACUUGUGAUCAGAAACAACACAUUUAGAAGACUCUCCAAUCUAAUAUUACUUAAGUUAGACUACAACCACUUCUUGCAAAUAGAGACAGGGGCAUUUAAUGGAUUAUUCAACCUUGAGAUUCUCACUCUCACUCAGUGCAGUUUAGAUGAUACUAUUUUGUCUGGUGACUUCCUCAAACCUCUGGUGUCUCUUGAGAUGCUUGUCUUGCGUGAAAACAACAUUAAAAAAAUCCAGCCAGCAUUGUUCUUUUUAAAUAUGAGGAGAUUCCAUGUGCUCGAUCUCUCUCGCAACAAAGUGAAGAGCAUCUGUGAAGAAGACCUCCUCAGCUUUCAGGGUAAACAUUUCACGCUUCUGAAGCUGUCCUCAGUGACACUGCAAGACAUGAAUGAGUACUGGUUAGGAUGGGAAAAGUGUGGAAACCCAUUUAAGAACAUGUCCGUAAGUGUAUUGGACUUAUCUGGAAAUGGCUUUAAUGUUAAAAUGGCAAAGCUUUUCUUUGAUGCAAUCACUGGUACCAAAAUCCAAAGUCUCAUUCUCAGUAACAGUUACAGCAUGGGCAGUUCUUUUGGUCAUAACAAUUUCAAAGAUCCAGACAAAUUUACUUUGAAGGGUCUUGGGGAUAGUGGUAUUAAGAUUUUCGAUUUGUCCAAAUCACAAAUUUUUGCUUUGUCAAAUUCAGUAUUUAGUCAUUUUCAAGAUCUAGAACAAAUUACAUUGGCAGAAAAUCAGAUCAACAUUAUUGAAAUUGAUGCAUUUUGGGGUAUGACAAAUUUACUAAAGCUAAACCUGUCCAAAAACUUCCUGGGUAAUAUUGAUUCCAAUACAUUUCAGAAUCUAAAGAAGCUCGAGGUGCUUGAUUUGUCUUAUAACCAUAUAAGGGUGCUUGGCGAUAAAUCGUUUCAGGGACUCCCAAGUUUACUCAACUUAAAUUUAACAGGAAAUGCUCUUGAGUCAGUUCAUGAAUUUGCAACCCUACCUAACCUGAAGAUAAUCUACUUGGGUGAGAACAGAAUUUCAUCUUUGUCUAGUUUACCCAACAUUGCUAAAAAUCUCACAACCCUUGACCUGGAAAUGAACAAAUUACAGGCCUUGUCAGAUCUCUACACAAUCCUACGGGAAUUUCCUCAAAUAGAAAAAAUCUUUCUUCAAGGUAACAGUUUUUCGAGUUGUUAUAAUCAAAGACAAAUAGUGGCUUCAGACCAACUACAACUUCUUCAUCUCGGACGUUCAUCUAUGCAGCUGAUCUGGUCAGAAGGAAAAUGUUUAAAUGUGUUUAACAAUCUUCACCAGUUAGAACAGCUUUCUCUGACUGCCAAUGGGCUACAGUCUCUUCCCAAAGACAUUUUUAAAGACCUUACCUCUUUGUUCUUUUUGGAUUUGUCCUUCAACUCUUUGAAGUACCUUCCAAACGGUAUAUUCCCUGAAAGUCUUCAAAUUCUUAAUCUUGAAUAUAAUUCUAUUUAUUCAGUAGAUCCAAAUCUCUUUAGCACCCUCAGCUACCUCAGCCUGAUAAAAAACGAUUUCCGUUGUGAUUGCAACCUAAGGGAUUUCAAAACAUGGCUAAACCAAACCAAUGUAAUCAUUUCUCACUCCAUUGAGGAUGUGAUAUGUGCCAGUCCUGAGGAUCAGUACAUGGUUCCGGUUGUGAGAUCCAGCAUACAAUGUGAGGAUGAAGAGGACGAGAGAAAUGUUGAAAAACUGAGGCUUGUGCUUUUUAUUUUCUGUACCGCACUUAUCACGUUACUCACUGCUAGCGCCAUCAUUUAUGUCCGUCGACGUGGCUACAUCUUCAAGCUUUACAAAAAACUCAUUGGCACACUUGUGGAUGGAAAGCGAGAGGAGCCUGAUCCUGACCAAUUCUUAUAUGACGUGUAUCUCUGCUUUAGUUCCAAUGAUAUUAAGUGGGUAGAAAGAGCACUGCUGAACAGGCUAGACUCUCAGUUCUCAGAGCAGAACACACUCCGCUGCUGCUUUGAGGAGCGAGACUUCAUACCCGGGGAGGACCAUCUUACCAACAUGCGAAAUGCUAUCCAGAAUAGUCAUAAAACCCUUUGUGUGGUGUCUGAACAUUUCCUGAAGGAUGGCUGGUUACUAGAGGCCUUCAUUCUGGCACAAAGAAGGAUGCAAGUGGAGCUUGAGGACAUUCUGGUGGUGCUGGUUGUAGGGAACAUACCGCAGUACAGGCUACUGAAGUUCAAACAAGUGAGAUCCUACAUUGAGAACAGAAGAUACCUUCUGUGGCCUGAUGACAGCCAGGACUUGGAUUGGUUUUAUGACCAACUUCUGCAUAAAAUAAGAAAAGAUACCAAGGUUAAACAAACAAAUCAACCAACCAAACAAACAAAGCCUGAAGCAUUGAAUGUCCAUGCAAACACAUCAGUAUAAUUAUGAUAUAUCUGUUUAUUAUAUAUUUUGUAAAAGUUUACCUAAUUACCUUAGAUUUUCAGAUUGUUACAAUGCAUAAUGCAGAUCUUGGUUAGGUAUAAUUAUGCAUUAUCUCAUGUUUCCUAUGUUUGUAAAAAUGUUUGUCUGUAAACCUGCUGAUAAUUAUAGUAAAUAUCUGAAAUGCUAAUUCUAGCAGAAUGCGUGUCCCGCUGCCAGUGGAUAAAGACUCUGCUAAAUUUGCAAAAUCUUAACAUCUUCAACCACCUGUGUGAUUUUGACAAUUGCAAAUCUUUAAUAAAAUGUGAAUUACAAAUGAAGAAAUUAAGCAAA
Ctenopharyngodon idella (grass carp) is the source of this 3642-nucleotide messenger RNA. Its product is annotated as toll-like receptor 5. The record is from RefSeq and is a predicted model, not a curated record. Gene Ontology annotation, cellular component: membrane. Gene Ontology annotation, molecular function: transmembrane signaling receptor activity; protein binding. Gene Ontology annotation, biological process: inflammatory response; immune response; toll-like receptor signaling pathway. NCBI's taxonomy places the organism in Eukaryota, Metazoa, Chordata, Actinopteri, Cypriniformes, Xenocyprididae.